Nematostella vectensis (starlet sea anemone) is the source of this 2449-nucleotide messenger RNA. RefSeq lists its product as uncharacterized. The coding region runs from base 129 to 935 and encodes 268 amino acids. Gene Ontology annotation, cellular component: trans-Golgi network. Lineage: Eukaryota; Metazoa; Cnidaria; Anthozoa; Actiniaria; Edwardsiidae. The transcript is spliced from 6 exons. The record is from RefSeq and is a predicted model, not a curated record.
GUCAGGGGGUUAGGCGAGUGUUGAUCACGCGUUUGGGGUAUCAAAAACCUCCAAAAUACAUGUUACAACGUUUUCAGAUUACUGUUGUAAUCUUCUUUUAAAAGCGGGACGUUUGUUUUGAAUGUGAUAUGAUGCAACUUGAGUUUUUGGUUCUGUUCGCAGUACUUUUGAGCGCUGUAGACAUUACGCGCGCUCGCCCGAAAUGCGUUGCUUCCAAGAACGAAGAAUACAGUAGUUGCUCUUGUACCAUGAGCGAUGGAAGUGGCACCAUCAACUUGGCUCCCCUACAGAACGACUCGGUUGUUCCUCGAUUCACUACCGUAGAUAACAUCACUCAUUGGCAAUAUUCUUACAACCCCUGCACUCCGUUUGACAUGUUUGUCGGACAAAACAACUCUGGCCUCGGAUACAAACCCUGCAAGCACGCUGCUAUGGCUCGCUGGACGACUCAAUCCACACAUCAGUGUUUUAGUCUGGGUCCUCCCGAGAGUGCGGUCUGGGAGUAUGAACCCCUGGAUCAACCGCAGAAGAUGCUCAGAUCGAAUCUCACCCUCACGUUCACCUUUGUGAACGACACUCUGACGAAGAACCAGGGGGUGAUCUCACUUGUGUGCAACAAAAACAUGACUAGGAAUGAAACGGAGUUCAAGUACAUCGGCCUUAAGUACGAUAUGCACUCUAUUUACUAUUUUUCUCUGGAAAGCAAGUGCUCGUGUGCGGGGGAAUGUGGUGAGGCCCCGACCCCGCCCACCACGGCAGGUAAUAGCUCCUUGUCAACUACAGCAAAUAAUAGCACCUUCUUGUCAACCUCAGCGCCUCCUGGCACCACCGAAGGUCUGAUCAUCGGCUUGUCAGUGGCUGCGGGUGUACUACUGCUCAUCGCCAUUAUCGCCAUCGCCGUGUGCUGCAGCAGAAGAGGCUACGCGAGUGUCUAGCCCAGGACAACUGGUCUUCUGUUACCAGGACAACUGGUCUUCUGUUACCAGGACAACUGGUCUUCUGUUACCAGGACAACUGGUCUUCUGUUACCAGGACAACUGGGAGGAUGUGAAAAUCUUAAUUGACCAAAAUUAGAGGCAUUGCUAUUUUUAUGUAAGUAAAAUAAUACGAAGGGGGUACCUGACACUUCUGCCAGUUAGCUAUUGAGGGACUAUUCCUCAUUUUAACACGGCCAAAUGGGCUUGGUGAAGAAAUUAUUCAAAUAUUCAACCCCCCUUUACACUAAAAAAAUAUGAGUCCCCCCCUAAAAAAUAUCGCUAAGCUUCCGCUGUGUUACAUGGCCCCAGCUAGCAUCCCUGUGCCAGAUACUCCCACUCUGCGUUAUCACUUCGGAAGAAAAAAAAAACUAGCGAUCUCAAGGUGGAGUUCAUGCCACUGAACUUUCACGAUUUUCAAGGGUCUGUAAUAAAAUUACUUUGUGUAAGAAACACAAUGCGAUGCUAUAUGUGUGGGAAAAAAUUAGAUGCGAGUUUUUUUUUACUAGAUGCUAUAUGUUUUAAUAGAAACUUGAAGCAAGAAAUAUCAAUAAGUGUGAACGGGCCAAUUCUUAAAAAAAAAAUAUUUUGCAGAUAUGAUCAAUAAUCGCUUUUUGGUGCGAAAAUUAAGUCUAGAUCCACACUUAUCCGUUAAAAAAAACGUAGUAACGAUACGAAAACGAUAACAAGCUCUACAGCGCACAUCUCUCCUAACUAUUUUGCUUGUUUACACCAUGAAAUUAUGAAUCACGAAUCUUUUUCAAAAAGAGCCGUUUUCGUUUGCCCUAACGGCACCGGAGGGGUAUCAUUUUCAAAUCGUUCCACUCUUGAGAGCCUUUCAAAUUGUUACGUUUUCGGUCAUCGUUUUCUCGUUUACGCGUGGACGUAUCCGUUAUUAACGAAAAACCUGCCUUUUUAAAACAAAAAUGUGGACGGGGUUUCAAAAAGGUAGCCAACCUAGCCCAGGCGUUCUUGUCGGUUUUCUUGUGGUUGGUAAGCAUUGUAACGUUACGUCUCCUGGUCUAUAAACACAAACCCGGUAAGCACGCCAGGUCAGCCAUAGACUCUAAGAGUAUGUAUCAUUCGACAAAAAGUUUACAGUGGGGGAGGGGUGAAUAGAAGGGAUUUCCAUUCAGUUUAUGGGUUUGUUAAAGGUAAAAUGCUGCUUUCAACGUAAAGACAUGUGUGUGUGAUAUUCCCCUUAUGAUUGUAUAUCUCAACAAAUGCCUCCAGGGGGAUCCAUUCAAAGUCGUACAAGACACUUACACGUACAUAUUCACUUCCCAAUAUAUCAUUAAUUAAGAAAAGUAAAAAAAAAACACUUAUUGUCGAGUUGCUUUAAACUUUACAGAAAUAGGUAUUAUUAAUAACGUACUUAGCCAUAUAUUACUUUAGCUAGAAUCUAUGUUAAAAACAAAAUAUAAUCAGUGUUUAACAGACAUGUACAAGUAUUCUAAAUGUAUAAGUGUUCUAUA